Molecule: messenger RNA, 102 nt
Organism: Dictyostelium discoideum AX4
Lineage: Eukaryota; Evosea; Eumycetozoa; Dictyosteliales; Dictyosteliaceae
Exons: 1
Coding region: 1-102 (33 amino acids)
Source: RefSeq, a predicted model, not a curated record
AUGGGGUCAUUUUGGUCUCUAUUCAGGGGUGUCAAUGGUAUUUUACAAAUCCUACAGGUUAAGAGUUCACUCGACCGUGAGGUAAUGGUAGAUACUAGAUAA